Molecule: messenger RNA, 1095 nt
Organism: Seriola dumerili (greater amberjack)
Lineage: Eukaryota; Metazoa; Chordata; Actinopteri; Carangiformes; Carangidae
Gene: stap2a
Product: signal-transducing adaptor protein 2-like
Exons: 11
Coding region: 1-1095 (364 amino acids)
Molecular function (GO): signaling adaptor activity
Source: RefSeq, a predicted model, not a curated record
AUGGCGGCUGCACCCGUCAGACAGCGCUCCGGGCCAGGGGGACCCCGGGCGCAGCUUCCGCCCUGCUACUACGAAGGAUACCUGGAGAAGCGAGGACCGAAAGAAAAGGCAUCCAUACGACUGUGGACCUGUCUGUGCGGGAAUUCUUUGUAUUUCUUCAAUAAUGCCAAGGACACUCAUUAUGUUGAGAAGCUGGACCUCAGUGGAUUUGUGUCACUGAAGGACGACUGCAGCCGGGACAGAAACCUAGAGGCGGCCAGACUCAUCCUGCGCAUGAAGGAUGGGGAAACCAAACUGACAGCACCCAAUCUGGAAUCAAGGGAGCUGUGGAAAGGUUUCCUCUACUCUGUCAUUGAUCUCAAUGUACCGUCCUGUCUCACGUUGCUGCCGGGCCAGCUGCAGAUGCUGAAGGAGGUGGUGGACAAAGAAAGGUCCAGGCGGAGAACUCGCACUCCCACACGUGCUCCUCCUUCACCGCUCUCUGUGCCUUUAGUAGGAGAGAUCCCACCGUGCUUUCGACCAGUGUCUCGAACAGAGGCUGAAGUCCUUCUAGAGAGACACCCAGACUGCGGCAACAUGUUGCUCCGUCCUGGCAGAGAUGGGUGCUCACUAGCUGUUACCACUCGACAAGACCUCAAUGGGUCAGUGUUCAGACAUUACCGUGUGACUCAGAGGGACCAAGGCGGUUAUGUCAUAGAUGUAGAAAAUCCUAUUCCCUGUGCUACACUUCAUGAGGUCAUUGACGCCCUGGUAGAGAAGACAGCAGGAACUCUACAACCUUUCCUACUGGAGGAGCCGUAUGAGGAGAAUAUCACAUAUGUUUCCGCCAAUGAUGAAAAUGGAGAAAGGAUCCUCCACACUGCCCCCUCCAGCCCACUGCCAAAGGCUCCUGCCCUGCCCCCAAAACAAGACCGUUGGUGCAGCAGUCCCCUGUCCAGAUCCCCCGCCCCAGACCGCCGCAUCCUGACUUCGGCGGUGCCGGCCUCGCCCACCAACCCAAUGAGACGACUCAUUCUCUCCCCUUCGCCUCUCGCACACACGCUCAAUGAGGAACUCAAACUGAAGCUGGAGAAGAGACGAGCCAGUCAGGAGUGA